UCUCCAAGAUGGCGGAAUUUGGCUGAAAUCUUUAUGGGAACAGUUGUCUUCUUGGCUUUUCGCGGCUUCAGCAUCGAUCAGAAGACUUAUAACCUCACUGGAGUUUACUCUGGAGUCGCGUGAAUAUAGGGAGUCCUAAUCUGUUGUUUCUGUGUGCUAUAUUCACAUAAUUUUGGAUGUAAAGGCAGUCGAGUUGAAGGUGGGAGGGGCUCCCAGCUGUGACUUGCAUGUACCUGAGACUGCUGCAGUAGUCCUAGCAUUCAGAUCUGGAAACAACCGCUUACAACAGGAUGCACCACAAUGUUCACGACAGUAGCAGUGACACAACUAUGAGAAAACUCUUCCGAUUUCGGAGACUAUUUUGGGUCAAGAAAUCACAACCGUAUAUUCCACGAUGAGCAUGUUUGCGGACCGAGAGGCCCUGGCGAACAACGUCGUCGCGGCCUUCGAGGCUUUCACGCCGGAGGAACAGAACGUCGUGCUGCGGCAAAUACUUCUGAAGUGCCAGCCCCUGCAGCUGAGGUUUGUAUAUGCUGAGCUGAAGACCCUGCUGGCAGUGGAUUUUGUGGCCCACCUGCCGCGGGAGCUGACAGAGAGGAUCUUCUCCUACCUGGACGGAGUAGAGAUGUCCCGUGCCGCCUGCGUCAGCAGACUCUGGAGGGAAAAAACCAACAACGAGGGAUUAUGGCAGAGACUGUGCAAGUUGAAGAGGUGGGAACAUUUUGGGUUUAACGAGGACCUGUCGCGUGAGGAGUCGUGCAGCAGCCCCACGGCCACCUCCCGUACCUCCCCGCGCUUCACGCCCGUCAACAGCGACGUCAUCUCCCUGUCCCCGCUCUGCCGCUGGAAGGACGUGUACAUCCGGGCGCACCACCUCAACAAGAACUGGGCCACGGGGAAGUACACCGUCAUGCCUGCACUCAGGGGCCACGACGGCAGGGUCAACUGUAUAGACUGUGAUGGCAAGUUACUAGUGAGUGGAGGGGGAGACAACUGUGUUCGGUUGUGGGACCUGGCGACUGGGAAGUGUAUCAACCAGCUGGAGGGACACACAGACUCUGUCACUGGUAUACAACUCAGGAACAACAUCGUGGUGACGAGCUGUGCAGACAGCGUGAUCAGGGUGUUCGAGGCGUCCAGCGGUCGGUGUCUGAAGGUCAUGCAAGGUCACACAGCAGGGGUCGAGCACCUCUGCUUUGAUGGGGCAAACCUUGUCAGUGCUUCAAAUGACAGGACAGUGAGAGUCUGGUCCUUGUCAUCAGGGAAGUGCAUCCACAACCUAACAGGGCACACAGAUGAUAUUCAGCUGCUCUGUAUGCAUGGAGACUUAGCGGUCAGCUCGUCCUGGGACCAGACCCUGCGACUGUGGGACAUCAGAAGGGGGCUGUGCUUACAGAUACUCGUGGGACAUGCAGAAGUUGUGUACUGUUGCCAGUUUGAUGAGAGGAGGGUGGUGAGCGGUGGGGCCGACUCCUUUGUGAAGAUAUGGAACCCCCAGACGGGGGACUGCACCAAGACUCUGACUGGACACACGGGAGAGGUGUACUGUUUGAAGUAUAACGAGGACAUCAUUGCAUCAGGGGCAGCUGACAGCAUUGUCAGGUUGUGGAGCUUUGCAGGGGAGUGCCUACAUGAGCUGAGAGAACACAUCGGCGUGGUGCGCUGUCUUCUGCUGGAGGGGGACAGACUCAUCUCAGGGGGGGACCAGAAGAAGGUCGUCAUCUGGAACGCAAAGGAAGGCAAGUUGCUGAACGUGGUGCACAGGAACCCGACGUUGCUGCACCUGAUGUGGGCUAACGAGACAAAGUUGGUGCUGGCCUCCCCAGAGUCCCCCGGAACUGUCUCCAUCCUCAGCUACUGGUAACCUCCACUAGACAUCACAUCUUAUCUUGAAAGUUCAUCUGUGUUGGUAGAAAUCAUUAUGAAGCAAGUUUAAACUGUAAUAUCCAACACAAUAAAUUGGAC
Molecule: messenger RNA, 1965 nt
Organism: Branchiostoma belcheri (Belcher's lancelet)
Lineage: Eukaryota; Metazoa; Chordata; Leptocardii; Amphioxiformes; Branchiostomatidae
Product: F-box/WD repeat-containing protein 7-like
Exons: 12
Coding region: 395-1864 (489 amino acids)
Biological process (GO): proteasome-mediated ubiquitin-dependent protein catabolic process; ubiquitin recycling
Cellular component (GO): cytoplasm; nucleus
Molecular function (GO): ubiquitin binding
Source: RefSeq, a predicted model, not a curated record